Messenger RNA from Trichobilharzia szidati, 718 nucleotides. Lineage: Eukaryota; Metazoa; Platyhelminthes; Trematoda; Strigeidida; Schistosomatidae. The record is from the annotation of a GenBank genome assembly.
GUUCCGCGUUGUCACAACAACAACCUUGUUCAUACCGCGCAAUUUGAAUGUGGACCAACUGAAUUAUUACAUGAUGAUUACUGAAUUUACAGAUGAAGUUCUUAGUGGAAUCAAAUGUGACUCGAAGAGUUCAAGGAAUAAAUCCUUUGUUGAAGCACAAAUGCAAAGUGAACCAUACAAGAUUUAUCAUCGUGGUACACAGUCGAAAAGAUAUAAAACUCAAGAGAUUCAAACAGACUGGCUUCAUCAAGAUGAAGAAUUAAACAAUACUGACAAUAAAAACGACUCUAAAACUCAGCGUGACAAAGAAACAAAAUUAAUUAACUUCCUGAAACGCGUCGAACCAAUCAUGACAAAAGAAAUAGAAAACAAUUUAACCUCUAAGGCAUUUAAACGAUUGGAGUCAAGAAAAAUAUUCAAUAGGGUUGACGCGUUGGAAAAAUACACGCUUAUACUGGAUAACGCUAAAGAGGACAAGUUAUCUGUUACAGGACUAUCAUGGAAUUCAACUGGAGCAUUGCUGGCAAUAUCUUAUGGAUCAAUAUGUCAUACAGACUGGUGUACACAUGUUGGUUAUGCAGCACUUUGGAAUGUAACAAGUAGUACACUGGAGUCGAAUAAUCCCAAGCACAAAUAUACAACGAAUAGUUGUUUAAUGUGUAUAAAAUGUCAUCCAACAAUUCCAUCUUUGCUAGCUGGUGGAACAUAUACAGGUUAG